UUGAUUCCAAACCCUCGCCGGCUAAGUUGAAGAGCCCGCUUCCACCUAGGUCUCCCUCUUCUAACCCACUUAAGCGGAAGGUAUGAAGACCGUUCCUGAGAAUUCCAUCUCUGGAUUGUCUGAUUCGGGUAUGAAGGUGGUAGUGCGCUUGCUGCCGCCAUCCAAGGACGGAGAUGAAGGGGAUAAUAUAAUACAAAAGGUUAUGUGUCGAUGAAGUUAGCGGACAGUGGGCAGAUGCAGAUGAAUUCUUUAAUGAGGAACAGGCUAUGUGAAAGAGACCAGGCUAUUCGCAAACUGGAAAGGGAAAUAGAAGAUAAAGAUAGGGAAUUGCAAUCAAUUAAAUUAGACAACGACGCAGCUUGGGCCAAGGAUGAUCUUCUGCGGGAACAAGAUAAGGAAAUAGCAACUUAAAGUGGAAGAGGCACUAUCAGCAUUGACAUGUACAUGUGAUUUUAAGCAAGAACCAGGAGAGUGAGAGUUUUAGUGUGCCGUAUUUAGAAUUUGCCGAUAUCUUUUUCCCGUUUCAGCAAGUAUUCCUGAUAGUGGGGAUUCUUCGAGUAAUGCUAGAUAUUGGUUCUAACAACGAGAAGUUACUUAAUGAUCCUCUUUGAUUUAUUGGAGUUGAGGAGUCCCACAAUCUUUAUGUUCUGUUUGUUUCUCCAUCACUUUUUCAAGGCUGUUCAAUUGGAGUUCCAUCUUCAGGUUGACAUGAUUGUCUUGACAGAUGGAAGUCGUAUUCUUGGCCUCGGUGACCUUGGAGUUCAGGGAAUAGGAAUACCUAGAUUGGAGGGAGAAGAGUAUCUAUCAAUUGUUGAUGAUUUUAUGGAAGCCGUGCAUACAUGUUGGCCUAAAGCUAUUGUUCAGUUUGAGGAUUUUCAAAUGAAAUGGCCUUUUGAAACAUUACAACGUUAUCGUAAGAGGUUCUGCAUGUUCAACGAUGACAUACAAGGAACUGCUGGUGUUGCUCUCGUUGGACUAUUGGGAACUGUGAGAGCUCAAGGGCGGCCAUUGAGUGAUUUUGUUAACCAAAAGAUAGUAGUGGUAGGGGCUGGAAGUGCAGGGCUCGGUGUUCUUAACAUGACUAUUCAGGCUGUUUCGAGAAUGGCAGGGAACAACGAUUCUAGUUUACUUUAUCAAAAACAAAGAAGAAAAGGAAGGGACCACAAGAAAUCAAUGGUGGAAUCGAUCAGGCAGGGUGUGGAAAAUUACAACUCAGUUUUUGUUUUCACUGUUGAGAACAUGAGAAACCUCAAGUUCAAGGAACUCAGGGAGCAGCUGAAGUCAGCUAGCAGCAAGGAGCAGCUGGCAAACAAAUUUCUUUAUGCCAUAAAUGCGGAUGCUGGUUUUGAUCUAAGCUAAUGGAUGUUGUUGUUUUACCCUUCUUCUUGUUGAUAUACCUUUCGUAACAUCCUUUCAUCCCUAAUCUCAUCCUCGACCACAACCACUGCUUUGACCACGAUCGUCUCUCCGAAGAUUUGUGAGACAGUUCCAUUAGGUUAUGGGCACUAAGUGGUGAAACAUUGAUGGAGAUGGUUGGUGACACUUCCAUUGUGUAUUCAGUGGAUUCACAUGCUUCCGAAGUCAUUGUUAGUGGGAGUGAAGAUUGUUCGGCAAAGAUAUGGAAAGAUGGAAUUUGUGUCUAGAGCAUUGAGCAUCCUGGUUGCGUUUGGGAUGCCAAGUUUUUGGAAAAUGGAGAUAUUGUCACAGCUUGUUUAGAUGGAGUAGUACGUGUCUGGACGGCAGAACAGGAAAGAAUUGCUGAUCCCCAAGAAUUGGAGUUAUUUGCUUCAAGACUGUCUCAGUAUAAGUUGAAGAGGUGCCCCACAACAGCUGCCACACACACACACACACACUCACAAAGAGGAAGUUCCAAAAUCCUUUGGAAGAGGGUUGGAGGAUUGAAAUUGGAAGAAUUACCUGGGAUGGAUGCUUUACAAAUUCCAGGUCUGGUUACACUAUUCCAUUUUAAUAAGAAGCCAAGAUGCUAUCCGCUUCUAUACCUUUUUCCUUUUACCCCUUAAUUUCAUGAAUCUUUGUUGCAAAGUGGAUGGGUGGCAAGGUUUUCUUUUUCUUGAUAUUUGUGAGAUUCUAGGCCAGCUCACACACCCUCGACUAAUCUCAC
This is a messenger RNA of Cucumis sativus (cucumber), 2122 nucleotides long. RefSeq names its product NAD-dependent malic enzyme 59 kDa isoform, mitochondrial-like. The record is from RefSeq and is a predicted model, not a curated record. Gene Ontology annotation, biological process: pyruvate metabolic process; malate metabolic process. Gene Ontology annotation, molecular function: NAD binding; malate dehydrogenase (decarboxylating) (NAD+) activity. The transcript has 17 exons. Gene Ontology annotation, cellular component: mitochondrion. Bases 598 to 1359 code for a protein of 253 amino acids. Lineage: Eukaryota; Viridiplantae; Streptophyta; Magnoliopsida; Cucurbitales; Cucurbitaceae.